Messenger RNA from Pediculus humanus corporis (human body louse), 924 nucleotides. RefSeq lists its product as uncharacterized. The transcript has 4 exons. The record is from RefSeq and is a predicted model, not a curated record. Lineage: Eukaryota; Metazoa; Arthropoda; Insecta; Psocodea; Pediculidae. The coding region runs from base 1 to 924 and encodes 307 amino acids.
AUGUUAAAAGAUUCGACGACGUUCGAACAAUCUGUAAAUUAUACGUCACCGUCGUGGCAAUGUUUACAACCUAAAAACGAUGACGAAAACAUAAUCGAAAUAGGUGAAAACAUAUUUUAUUGCGCGAAAAAAAAUUUAUACAUACAUUUAAUGAACAACGUGGAUACCGAAUGCGUCGACGUGGGUGACGGCGUGACUUUUAUAAAAGAAAAACAAGAUGACGAACUAUCAAAUCGUGAAAUUUAUCCAAUGGAAGAACCGACGAAUUUUCGCGGUCUCAUGGAUGCUUAUUCGGAUUUUUUAUCGAGAAGGAGCGCACGUUGGAAUUUAGGAUUUAUUUAUCCAGGUUUAGUUAUGAGAAUCGGACCGACAUUAACGGGAUCUGGAAUUUUGGAAUUCGGACUGGAAAAAAGACUCGAUUAUAACGACAGAGCAAAUUUAGCACCGAGUCAAAUGUUAAUAAGACGUGUGAUACUGCCACGUCUAUUAGGUUUUAGAAUGAAUUUAUCGAGUCUUCUUCCACUUAUUAUCGGUUUUAUACUGAUCGUAACUAAAAAUGCAUUUGUCUUCAGCAAAGUUACCUUGGGUUUAUCAAUUUUAUUAACACUCAAAACGUUAUUUUUGCUACAGUUUUUUAAAUAUUCAGAAAAUAAUUUUCAAACGCAAAAUAUUAAUCGUCCGACAACCGUACAACACGAUCCGGUUGAUUUCGAUGAUUCCAUAUCCAUAACGUCGUCGAACCAUCAUCACAUUCGUCCUCAGGGAUAUUCUUUUACUGAUUCAUUAUCGGAUGCUUUUCUUAGUCACGUGGUUAAAAAAAUCCCAACACCACCAUCUUACACGUUAGAAUCGUCGGAAAAAUUUAUACCUAAGAGAACAAGAACAUCCGGUAAAAGAAAUUUUUCGUGGGGGAAAAAAAGAUGA